Molecule: messenger RNA, 750 nt
Organism: Trematomus bernacchii (emerald rockcod)
Lineage: Eukaryota; Metazoa; Chordata; Actinopteri; Perciformes; Nototheniidae
Gene: olig4
Product: oligodendrocyte transcription factor 4
Exons: 1
Coding region: 1-750 (249 amino acids)
Molecular function (GO): protein dimerization activity
Source: RefSeq, a predicted model, not a curated record
AUGGGUUCUGACUGUGGCUCCAACUGCAGCCGCUCCUCCUCCCCCGACCUGGUGGUGGAUGACCACGCUGGGAGCUUUUUCUCCAACAAGAUGUUCCAGUCAUACUGCCAAGAGAACAGAGAGGACAGCGAGGCCGGCCAGGACAGGACGGUGGACGGACAGACCCAGGCCGGGACCGAUCUCAGCAAGAUUGACACCCAAGACCUGAGACUGAAAGUGAACAGCCGGGAGCGCAAGAGGAUGCACGAUCUGAACACGGCCAUGGACAGCCUGAGAGAGGUCAUGCCCUACGCUCACGGGCCUUCAGUCCGCAAGCUGUCCAAGAUCUCCACCUUGAUGUUAGCUCGCAACUACAUCCUCAUGCUGUCCGGCUCCUUGGACGAGAUGAAGAAGUUGGUGGGGGAUGUUUACGGAGGAAGUGCUGCCGCCCAGAGCCGCACCGCUGCCCACCCUGCUAUCACCCCUGCGGCCCCAACUGCCCACCACCCUCUGCAUCAUCUGGCCCACUCUCUGCACACUCUGGCGGCCAGCGCCCCUUCAGCUCUGCAGCAUCACUCUUCUCACGCCACGGCCCUGCACUCGCCUCCAUCAGCAGGCUUCCUGGGUUUCCAUGCACCGGUGCAGAGCCUUAUGAAGGACCCCCUCCACCUGGCCGGGUGCUACAGGCACUUCCCCGGCAUGCCCUGCCCCUGCUCACUCUGCCAGCCUUUACCCACCUCCACGUUACACAGCCUGUCUCUGAGCAAGUGA